Messenger RNA from Synchiropus splendidus (mandarinfish), 3442 nucleotides. RefSeq names its product major facilitator superfamily domain containing 10 (gene slc75a1). The coding region runs from base 1899 to 3341 and encodes 480 amino acids. Gene Ontology annotation, molecular function: transmembrane transporter activity. Gene Ontology annotation, biological process: transmembrane transport. The record is from RefSeq and is a predicted model, not a curated record. The transcript has 13 exons. Gene Ontology annotation, cellular component: brush border membrane. Lineage: Eukaryota; Metazoa; Chordata; Actinopteri; Syngnathiformes; Callionymidae.
UCUAACUUCAAACUUUUAUGAGUAGUUGUUUAUUGAAUUUAUUGAUUCUUCUUUUCUAACUUCACUGAAGUUAUGAGAGAUUUUAUAGCAUUGUUAUAUUCUCCUUAUCUGUCACAGUUGCCACUUCGCGGCGCUACAGUUGGAGAAAGCUAUUGUGUGCCACGAAGAAGCACCGUACAUUGCCGCGGUCGUUUCAAUCGAUUUAUACGAUUCGUGCUCACGCAAGCAACCAUUCGUUGGUGAUACGGAAGUUUCCGAGCACCACUUGAACGUCACACAAUGUUGUCAACUCCCUGUGAAGUCUGCUUCCUGGUGUCGGGCAGAAAGAAAGACCUGGUCCGAUGUAAGUGGACCAAAAAUUGAGUCCAGGGAGACAAGUUUGAACGAGAUCCUCUGUUCUGCAUGAAUAAGGUGAGAAUACUUCCACAUACCGGUUGUAGGUGCGAUUUAUCGAAAUCACUCUCUCGAUGUGAUAGUAUUUAGGAUGCGACGAAAUGAAAGACCAUCAUUUCAUUUUAUGUUCUGUUUGCUCUCAUUCGCUCUUUUCAUCGAAUUGUUGACGCGCUCUUUUAUUGAACAUUUUAGCAUUCCUCGUUUGUAAUCUAAAACUUCAGUCCCUGGAGGCAUCUAAGAAUGAGAUCCUCUGUAAUAAAUCUCACUUUAUUGUGGCAGAACACGAGAUUCAUCAUCCCUCGAUUAAAAUGCGCAUGAUUACGAUUUAAUCCCCCUGCGUGUUUGCAAGGUAAGAAACAACAAAACACACACAACAAGUUUCACCCGCUGUUCCUGCUCCUGCUGUUAUUCGCCACUUUAGGUAGAGCAUAUGUAUGGUUUGGUGAUAUGGUGUUCUCUUAAAUAUGUGCAAUACAGUGCAGUGUGUUUUUCCUUUUGUUAUAGUGUUUUUAUUCUUCUCAACUCGUGCUUUAUUCAUACAUAAUGUAUUUUACUUUCUUGCAGCCUACGUUUUGCUCUCACUGGCUUCAGGUUUUAAUGCUCCUUUAGUGGUUGAAUAGCUUACUGUGUGGUCUGAUGAACUGUCCCCAGCCGUUAGCCCUUUUAUAGCUGGGUUUGCUUUACAGCCCCUGUUAUAAAAUAAGCAGAAGAUGAAUGAAUACAUUGUUUGGGGGACUUCCUUGUGUGCUGUGUGCUGCUGGUGAGAUAAAGACUUUCAGUAUGACAGGCUUGUUGUUUCUGAUUUCACGACAUUCUGACAUUCUGAUUUUACAACACGGAAGUAUUUGCUCCUAGCUAGAGAAAUUUCUCAUCUUAUUUCCUCAACUCUAUGAGCCAUGUUUAACUGACUUGACUCUGUGUGGACCAAUAUCGUAAAAUGUUGUUUGGAAUUAUUGUUAUGGAAUAUGUAUGAUAUGAUAUGUAUAUAUGAUGUGUGUUCAAAUGGGACGAUAAACUCAAAGAAAUUAUGAUAAAGAAGUGCAUGAAUUUGCUCUCAGGGACUAUGAAAUGAAUUUAGUUAAACAAUACUUGAAAAUGAAUUAAUGAAUGUAGUUAUUUCAACAUACCCAAAUAAAAUCACUCCUGGAUUACCAGAGUUCUAGUGUCUGAGGACCUUGUUCAUUUGGAAGGGAAGGAUGGAGAUGGAUAAAUGGAUCAGUGCAGUAUCGUCAUUCAUGAGGUCUGUAGUGAAUAAAGAAGCAGGAACUAGAACAUACAGCGGUUUUCUCUGCAGGCUCUCUGGACUCUGUCUUAGAGAAGCUCUGUUAUCCUGGAAACACUCACAGUGGGACUGCAACAAAUGUCAGUUGGUGGAUGAAGUUAUGGGAAGGAUCAUAGUAUGGGCAGAUCUCUGUUGGGACUGCCCCUGGUUUGCAUUUUCACAUUUAUUUCAUUUCACUAUAGCACUCCUGCUCUUUUGCCUGAUUUAAUUUGAAUGAUUCAAAAUGACUGAACCGCCUGACUCUUUCACUAUCUAUGGAUGUUUUUGUUUUUCAGAAAUCAUCGUCAUUGAGCAGAGAAUGUCAACUACUGGCAUGUCAGAUGAAGAGAGCUUAAAGCUCUCAACAAAAAUAAUCAAAGUGGUGUUUGUCACUUUGUUGCUGGACCUGCUGGGCUUCACUCUCAUUCUUCCACUGCUGCCUUCAAUUUUGGAUCACUAUGCUCAAAAUGAGGACGGAAUCUAUCGGUCCAUGCAGAACAUUGUGGACUUGUUCAGAGAAGCUGUGGGAAUUCCACUGGCCAAGAAGUACAACAGUGUUUUGUUUGGAGGGCUGAUUGGAUCACUGUUCUCUUUGCUGCAGUUCGUCUCAUCCCCUUUGGCUGGAACUUUGUCAGAUCGCUACGGCAGAAGACCCCUGCUUAUCUUGGCCACAUUGGGCCUGAUGACCUCCUAUGCUGUCUGGGCUGUUGCACAAAGCUUCAGCAUGUUUCUCGUGUUCCGUGUCAUUGGGGGAAUUUCCAAAAGCAACGUCAGCCUGUGCACCGCUGUGAUGGCCGACCUGCCUUGCCCAAAAGCGCGGAAUAGAGGAAUGGCUAUGAUCGGCGUGGCGUUCUCUCUGGGCUUCACUGUUGGACCUUUGAUGGGAGCCUACUUCACUCUCAACAACAGAAUUACAGAGAAUGUCUACCAUACUCCUGCUGUGCUCGCUCUGGCAUUCAGUGCUGCUGAUCUCGUAUUCAUAUGUCUCUUGCUUCCGGAGACGCUGAAAAAAGACGUCAAGACGCCUUGCUCGGGGUUUAGAGAUGUCCGGGACCUCCUGAGUCCAUUAUCUUUAUUCCGUUUUUCAGCUGUCACCAGGAGCACUGAGCCUCCCACUAAAGAGCGAAUGAGGAGGCUUCAGGUGCUGGGUCUGGUUUACUUCUGCUAUCUCUUCCUGUUCUCCGGUCUUGAGUUCUCUCUGAGUUUUCUAACUCACCAGCGGUUCCACUUCACCAGCAUGCAGCAGGGAAAGAUGUUCUUCUUCAUUGGGAUCCUCAUGGCGCUGAUCCAGGGAGGCUACGCCCGGAGAAUGAAGCCAGGGCAGCACAUCCAAGCAGUUAGCAUGGCAAUCACAAUAUUGAUUCCAGCCUUUAUUCUCAUCGGACUGUCUUGGAAUCUGACAAUGCUGUACGCUGGUCUGGCUCUUUAUUCUUUUGCGGCUGCAGUUGUUGUCCCGUGUCUUUCCACUCUUGUCGCUGAACAUGGUUCAGUCAAUCAGAAGGGAACCGUAAUGGGGAUUUUGCGCAGUUUGGGGUCUCUGGCAAGAGCAAUGGGGCCAAUUGUGUCUUCCUCUGUGUAUUGGAUCGCAGGAGCACAAACCUGUUUUCUUCUGACAGCUGCGUCUUUUGUCGUUCCUCUGGUUUUACUUAAGAGCAUUGGACGAGCUGAGGAGGGACAUGAAGACUAAAGACUUGAAGCUUUUCAAUUUCCAAACACUCAAAGAGAAAAACAUUCUAUUGUGCUGAUGUCUACUUGUACUGAAAAAGAAAGCAGCUACUUUUGUGUUAA